UUAAUUUGUCAACAAAAAACUAUCACACGAAAUCGAACGCUCUGCCAUAGCCCGGGUUAAACCAGCGCUAAAUCAACUGCAACAAUUCAAUCCAAACCAAUCCAAUUCAACGAACAAGAAAGAAAGAAAGGAAAAUCAACCAAAAUCAACAAGAAUUUCUGGUAUUAAUAUUAUUUGAUGCGCGCGCUCAUAAAAAUUUACAUAGAAAGCGACACCAGCAGCAGCAACAGCAACAGCAACAACAAACCAGACGGAAAUACCCAUCUACAACAUCAAGAAACUGAAUUGGUUAACCAUGGAAAAGGCGUAACUGCCAACUGCUGACCCCGGCCAUAUAACUUUAGAUGAGCGCGCUACUGUGCCACAAUUUCGUUGUACACCUGCAGACGCUGCCACGCACACGACGAGCCUCACCCUCAGCACAGGAAACAACGCGAAAAGCAAAAAAAGCGAAAGCAACAUCAGUGAUAUGGAAAUGUGCAUAGAGAAAAAGGCGAAAAAGUCUAAAAAGUCAAAAAAUGAAACAGCUGAGAGUUCAAUGCAACAGCAACAGGAGCAGCAGAGCAACAAAGAUAACAUUUAUCAAAAGAAAUGCCACCAAAAUCAAACGAAAACUCAAGGAAAGCAAACACAUAAAAGCAAAAGCAGCAUCAAAAGCAGCAGCGACUGUAGCAACAACAACAACAACAACAACCAAAGAGAUCGAGACCACCUGAAAAAGCAACAAGAAAACCAACGAACAAAACUUAAAACAAAAGCGACAUCAUCAAAAGGCAGCAGCGACGCCAACAGAAGCUGCGUCGUCGUCAGCAGCAGCAUCAUCAAAAGCAGCAAAGUCAACGCCAGCAGCAACGUCAGCAGCCACGCCAUAAACAACAACAACAAUUGCUGCACACAAUUAAACACGCUCUAUUUGCUGCUGGUGCUCUUAAUAGUUGGCCUCGCCCACCACUCAGCCACUGCCUCCCCUUACGAGAGCAGACGUGAUGCUCUUUUGGCCUACUAUAAACGCGCACACCUUCAGCAGCAGAGUGCCGCCCGCGGUGCUGUCGCUGUCGCUGCAUCCGUCACCUAUGCGGGGGGACCGUCACAGUCCCUGGAGGAGUACCAUUUACACGAUGCCUCUGCUGUGGAUUUUGAUGAGCUAACGCCCACAGUCAGCGUUGUCUCUGCCCUAAGCCGGGCAGAGCGUUUGCGUAAGCGUAGCCCCAUCCCAACAACGCCAUCAACUGCCAGCACAACUGUAACUGCAACUGCAGCGGAAGGAGCAGCAAUAACAACAGCAGAGGCCGCAGCGGAGGCAGCCAGCAGCAGCAGCAAAAAGCCAGAAGAGAAAUGCGAUCCAAAAGUAUUGGAAAUGGUGCCAGAUGAGCCGUUUUACGACUUUACCGACAUUGCCGAGGAUGCCGCACGCCAGUUUAUUGAAUUUCUAUCGAAUAAAUUCCCAAAUGCCAACACACCGAUUGCCAUCGACGAGUCAACACGUGCGGAGGUGAGCCGUCGGGCCAACAGUAUUGCCAGCUACGCCCUCAACGAGGAUGAGAAUCUCCUGGCUUUUGCCAUUGCCGCGCCGAGCAUACACACAGUAGUCGUUAAAUUCAGGGAUAAUGUCACGAUACCGCCAGAUCAGGUGCAUAAUAAGGCGUUUUUGGGCUCAUACUGGCGGGAAUUGGGCGCGGCCUGGAACAGCAGCGAUGGCACCCAGGAGUGGGGCGCACCUUUUCGCGACUGCAACCUGUUGACGCGCCGCUGGCUGUGGCCGUUUCGCAUAUCAUUCACCGAGCAUAGAAUCAAAAUUGUGGCAGCUGCCUUUAUUGCCGCCGAUGAGGAUGUGUGCAACGAUGGUCUGGAGGAGGUGUUUGGGCGUCGUCAUGGUUGCGAUCGAAAUACUACUUUCUGCCUGCUCACGGAGAACAAACCGGCGGCCACGCGGGAUGUGUACACGUGCCUCUGCCGGGAGUCCUUCUAUCUGCCAAACUCUACGCUGCAGGGCUUCCGAGGCGAUGUUGUGGAGUUGUCCGAGGGCUACGACAACUACUCGUGCAUUCCGUGUCCAGGCGGUUGCUCAAACUGCGACCAGCAUGGUGUGUGCCUCAACUUCCAGGAGGAGGAGGCCCUCAAUAUGGAUGCCUGUUUGCGUCUGCUGGUGGCCAUUGUCCUGGGCGCCUGUAUCCUGUGCUGUGUCGUCCUGGGUGUGAUUGUCUUCAGACAGCGCAAGAGCAAGGCCAUUGCCUCGGGCAUGUGGACUGUGCUGGAGACGAUACUGCUGGGAAUUGUUUUACUUUAUGCAUCUGUUGCCGUCCAUUUCUUUCCCGCCUCCACCGAGCGCUGCCUGCUGGAGCCCUGGCUGCGGGAGCUGGGAUUCAUCACCUGCUACGGCGCCAUCAUACUGAAGCUGUACCGCCACCUGGUGGACUUUAGGACACGAAAGGCACACCGCUGGGUGCUGCGCGACGUGGAUCUGCUCAAGUAUCUGGGCGCCAUGGUGUUCGCUGUGGUGUGCUACAUGUCCGCCUUCACGGCCUCGUCGCUGGACCUGCUGGAGAGCGCCCAGUUGGAGAGUCUGCGCGAGGCGAGCACCAACACCUGCCAUCCGCUCAAGUGGGAGCUGGUGACGCAGACCAGCGAGAUACUCAUCCUGUGCUUCGGCCUGCACCUCUCCAUAGCCAGUCGCAAUGCCAACACUCAGUUCCGGGAACGACAAUUUCUGGUCACCGCCCUCACGCUGGAGUUCCUCGUCUCGUCCAGCUUUUACUUUCUGCGCUUUGUCUACCUACCGGAAAUGAGUCCCAGCGCCAUACUGUUGGCCCUCUUCGUGCGCUCCCAGCUGACAAACAGCUUUGCCCUGGGUCUGAUAUUUGUGCCAAAACUGUGGUAUCAACACAAACAGGUUCGUUCGCUAGCGUAUGAUCUAUCAAUACGUUUACCUGUGGAUGCUUUCAAGGGUGCUUCACACGAUGCCGGCCAACGUUUGGGCGGUGGCUACGCAGGCCUUUGCCUGGGUGACCCCGACAUCGGUGAGCUGACCAUAUCCGAAAUGAGUCCCGAGGAUAUCCGCGCUGAACUCAAAAGACUGUACACACAACUUGAGAUUUUGAAGAACAAGACCUUGAGACAGGACAAUCCGCACAUUAGCAAACGACGCGGUGGACGCAAGGCGGGUCAUCGUCGCUUCUCAUUGCAGAAAAAGGGCAGCAAGGAUAAGGCUCUAAGUGCCAAACACCGCAGCAACAAGCAUCAUCAGGACAUUGAGAUCACCGAGGCGGAGCCAUCCCGUACACCCGAGGACUCCGUAUGCAGUGCCGAGGGCCCGACGGAUACCUAUGCGGAAAUAUCGGGCGUGUCGCAUUCAAUGCUCUCCCAUUCGAUGGUCUCGCACUCUAUUGUCUCUCACUCGAAGUAAGGAAGUAAACGAUAUUCCAGCGACAAGAAGGAUUUGUAUAUAAGUAUUAAAGGAUACGAUAGUACAUGUUUGUAUGUGUAGAUAUCUAUGUGUAUGUAUAUGUAUGGGAGUAUUAGGGUGCAGCAUAGGUAAUAUAUAGCAAAAAAAAAAAAAAAAAAAAAAAAAAACACAAACAAUAAAAGGAUUACUUUAAUUUCGCAAUGAAAGAAAAACAACAAAACCAAACAAAAGAGCAAACUGAACAAAGGCAAACACAAAACACAAACAAUAAAAAAACAUUACUUUAUUUAAUAAAAAAAGGAUAGAAGUAUUGUGGAGAGAUAAGAAAUGGAAAGAGCAGAUGAGUUUUGUACAAUUUUGAUAAACUUUUAGAUGAUUUUACGUUGUUCAUUUCUCUCAAUUUGAUUUCGAUUGAUUUCGAGCAAAGUUGUACGAAAGAGAGCGAUUAAACAGAGCCCACCUGCGUAGGUAAACGAUAAAACUAAAUCUAAAACAAAGGAGUAAACGACAAGAAACUAAUUAUUGAUAGACCUAUUCCUACUACACACUUUUGAGUUUAACAUCUAAGUUCCUCAACAGUUACUAAAACUCGAUUCUUUUGCCAAUUAUUUCGAAUCCAACCGAACGAACACUCGAAUACUCGUAGAAUAUCCUAACCAAGCCGAAGGUCUCUCUAUAAAUUAAGGAGAAUACUCGUGUUUGGGAGAGGGGGGCACAGCGAAAAUCAUUUUUAAAGAACAGUGAAUAAUCAGUUGUAAAUUUGAGCUUAUAGGCAUUAAAAUCUAGUAAUGAAAUUCCCUCACUACUAUCGUACACUUUACAUCUUACUAAUUACCUAAUAAUAUAUAUUUGUAUUAUAUAUUGUAUACGUGUAAUUCCUACAUUUUCCCAUCCAAGACCGAACGGUGUAAACUUUUGUGUAAAUACUAAGUGCAGUACGUGCCAUACUCAAGAUAGAGCCGAGGCACUUGUUAACUUUGUGUGGCAGUUACAGAAUGAAAUCGAAAAGAUCCGAAAGGAUGAGUGGGUAAUGCUUAAUAGAUGCUUAAGUACAUUUUUUUGUAACGUAACUAGCCGAACGAAUUCUGUCUCAAGUAUUAUUCCCAUUUGCAGUUGAUUUCCCCAAGUUUUAGAUCCAAUCCCAGAGAAUGUUUAAUAUCCGUUGUUUCGAAGGCGGUAGAUUUGAAAAAAAAUAAACCACAAAGUGAAUACAUUUCAAAUGUACGCAAUACAUUUUUGGAUGCGCUCGUUAGAAUGUUUUUGGGGGGAGAACAAGUCCAUAGAAAACGUAUAGUAAAGUUACAUCGGGCAUUUAUAUGGGAUAUGGUAUACAUAUACACAUAUACAUAUAACAAAUAUAUACAGAUAGCGAGUAAAACAUGGCAAAUGGUUAAAUUAGGUAAACAUACAACAUGCAU
Messenger RNA from Drosophila subobscura, 4821 nucleotides. RefSeq names its product probable G-protein coupled receptor 179 (gene smog). Gene Ontology annotation, biological process: G protein-coupled receptor signaling pathway. The record is from RefSeq and is a predicted model, not a curated record. Bases 470 to 3403 code for a protein of 977 amino acids. The transcript has 14 exons. Lineage: Eukaryota; Metazoa; Arthropoda; Insecta; Diptera; Drosophilidae. Gene Ontology annotation, molecular function: G protein-coupled receptor activity. Gene Ontology annotation, cellular component: membrane.